Molecule: messenger RNA, 1419 nt
Organism: Lingula anatina
Lineage: Eukaryota; Metazoa; Brachiopoda; Lingulata; Lingulida; Lingulidae
Product: spermatogenesis-associated serine-rich protein 1
Source: RefSeq, a predicted model, not a curated record
AGCUUCUUACUCCAUAUAAAUUCGACUCACACACACGUUUAUCUUGACAGAAACGAAUCAAAUGAAAGCUGAUAUACGAAUAUAUAUUUUGAUAAGUGCAUCUUGCCACGUGACACAUGCCCCAGUGGCAACAAAAAGUUUGAUCACAUGACCUAGAGACAGGAAGCUAUUCCAAAUAGAAGUUAAUUUAGAUAUUUGAGACAUUUACUCAUAAUGUUGCAUCUUACAACAGAAAUUGGAAAGUCUGGGAUACAAGAACUUGAAAAGAGGCAUUUUCCAGACAUUCACAACCGGAGAGGGCCGCUUCCUCAUUAUAAACCUACAGGCCGUGUGUAUAUCCCACACGGGUAUGGUGAGCAACCAGACUGGAGACCUCAUAAUGAAAAUAUCACACCUAGAUAUUCUGAAGCUGGUCCUGACUGGAAAUCACAGUUAAGAUAUAUUCCGUCACCUAGGAAUGAGGAAGGAAUACCAAUAGAAUUAUGGCCUGACAGUUUUCCACGACUUAGAUACUUUCCAGGGAAAUUUAGCUGCACAGAGAAAGAAUGGAGUCAGUAUCCAGAAGGAUAUCACAUAGGCAAAAGAAGCAAAUGGAACGGUCUCCACUUUAGAUCUGCUGAAACAACCAAUGAGAUUUCCCACCUUAUGUUGUAUGGCAAAGGUAGAAAGUUAUGUGACAUUGACCAAAGAAAUGGCAUUGCUUGUGCAUCGCUAGGGGACAAACAGUAUCAAGCUCCAGAGUAUUCAUAUAAUUUUCAUAAGUUUGGGUCCACAAGACCAAUAGUGAAUUUUGGGGGUGCCAUGCAAGACAGACCAAAACCAGACACAUUUGUGCCACUGCAAGAUCUUCCUACAGAGCCAAGUGAAAAUUUUGUAACAAAAGAGAGAAAAAGAAAGCACGAAGAAGAAGUUAAUGUGGUAAAGGAAUUAGAAACUUGGAAACCUGCUACUCCUUUGUCACAAACUCUUCCCCAGCAGGACAAGGACAAAUGAAGCAAAAGUGGACUGAAAAUUCAGAAGGUGUAAGCACAAGCUUCUAGAUUAACCCCCCCCCCCCCCAAGCCAGAAAAGGGGGUUCCAUGGUGCCUGAAUCUCAUUCUAUCCACCAAGUUAACAUAAUCAGGUCGGGGAGAAGGCUUUACUGGAGUUCUGAGAAAAAGCUCAUUGGCCUCAAAUAGUCUGGUAUAGACUGGUCUGUUGAAAGAGGAUUUUCAUGGACUAGUUUUCAUCAGAUUGGUUGUAUGUCUGUGCAGCAUGUUGACAGACAAGGAAGAGAAAAUGGAAUACGAAUGAACAUAUAAAUGACAUUCAAUCAAGAAAAAUUUGUGUAAACACAAAAUGACCAUUUAUUGGACAUUCUAACAGAUUGUGCUAUAGAAUUUGAUCAUUUUCAUACACUUUAUUAUAUUUCUUAUAUAC